GAUUAAAUAAUAAAAUAAAGAUACAAUGGGCUGAGGAAAUUCAGAUGCUUAUCCAACCGCCCAACCUAAGGGAUCAACGACUCCAGCACAAAUGCUGCAACAAGAUCACUUAAAAAUCUCCAAUCCAUAUACUGAAUCCCUCCCUUCACUUCCUCUUCAAAAUUCUAACCCCCCUACACAAGCUCAAAAUACUUCUCAAAACAAGACUCCCAGUAAGUUUCAUUUCCACUCCCAUAAACCCCAAUCACCACCUACCCUCACUACCCAAUUCAGCUCCAAAUCCAGCUCCUAUUUCCCCUACAUCAAGUCCGAACCAGUCUCACUAAACCCCCCCAAAUUCCAGCUCUCUCAGUCAAAAUUUUACUAAAAUCAUAAAUUUUUUCACAAUUUUAUAAAUUUUCUGCUCAAAUUUUAAAAUUUUAAGUUUUCACAAAAUUUCGCUUGAUUUUAAGUUUGGAUUUUUUGUGGGAGAGUUCUGUAGAAUGGGGGCUUAUUGGAUUUUGGGCUGAUUUUUGGGGUGGAAAUUUGGAAUUUAGAGGAGGCUUAGGGAGAGAAUGGGUCAAGGAGAGAUAGGUGAGGGUGGUGGGGUAGGAGAGUUAAGGGUUGGGGCAGGGAGGAUGGGAUAGGAGAGAUUGAGCGAAGUUUUGGGCUUUUGUGUUGAUGUUGGAUGUGUAGUGAGGAAAAUGUAGUUGUUGUUCGAUUUUUCUAAAACAGAUUAUUUUUACUUUAUGAAUAUUCUAUG
This is a messenger RNA of Moneuplotes crassus, 742 nucleotides long. Lineage: Eukaryota; Ciliophora; Spirotrichea; Euplotida; Euplotidae. The record is from the annotation of a GenBank genome assembly.